UCAGAUUGAAUAUUCGAUACGUGAUGCCGUCAGCACGUCUAGCUCUCCGAGAGGAGGAUGUUGUGCGAUUAACGUUGGAAUUCCUACAUAAUCGCGAAUUGCACAUAUCACAAUUAAGUUUAGAGCGCGAGACAGGUGUGAUCAACGGUCAAUACUCAGACGAUGUACUUUUUUUGCGGCAACUGAUAUUAGACGGGCAAUGGGACGAUGUUAUUGAAUUUAUUCAGCCGUUAGAGGCGCUGCAAGCAUUCGAUAUGAAACAAUUUCGAUAUUCAAUAUUAAAGCACAAAUAUAUUGAAUUAUUAUGUAUUAAAUCGGAAGCGGGUGGUGCAUUGGCGGCGGCUGGUCAAGGUAUGAAUUCGGUUGAAGGUGCUGUUGAAGAGGUCGUAUUGAUUUUAAGCGAAUUAGAAAAACUGGCCCCAAGCAAAGACGAAUAUUCAGCAUUAUGUUUACUGUUAACAUUACCGCGUCUCGCCGAUCAUCUGCAAUAUCGCGAUUGGAAUCCAAGCAAGGCACGCGUACAAUGUUUUCGUGAUGUUUUUCCAUUGGUGGAGAAAUUCUUGCCGGGCGAUAAAAAGUCACAGGCCAUUUCAGCUGCAAAAAAUGAUCGUUUGAUACAACUAGUCAUAAAAGGUGUAUUAUAUGAAUCAUGUGUGGGCUACUGUCAAGCAAAAGCGACCGGUUCGCCAGAGUGUUCACAACAAGAGAUGACAUUUUCAAGACUGCUUGAUGGCUCGGUUGGAUUUAGUGACUCCGAUUUAUCAUUACUUAGCUGGCUUCAAAGCAUCCCAUCUGAAACAUUUUCAGUUCCAUUCGAACAAAAAACACUAAACGUUGAUGUUGAACGACUCGAAAGACCCUCACUGGAAACCUCUUGGACAGAACAUAUGCUUAUUACUCCAAUCAAGCCAAAAACAUUUCCCCAUUCAGUGAUGCCAUUUACAAGACCACGAAGUGCAGCUGACAUUAUGACACGUUCGCUUUUACCUACAUUAGAUGGACUUACUUUUGGAUUGA
Molecule: messenger RNA, 1017 nt
Organism: Contarinia nasturtii (swede midge)
Lineage: Eukaryota; Metazoa; Arthropoda; Insecta; Diptera; Cecidomyiidae
Product: WD repeat-containing protein 47-like
Exons: 4
Source: RefSeq, a predicted model, not a curated record